AUUACAUAAAAUACUUUGAGCAAAAAUGAGUUCCAUGAAAAUUCUUUUCUUUUGCAUUUCCUUGGCUUUAGUUCUAAUGAUUAUCUCGCAGGUGGCUGCUAGGGAAUUGGUCGAGACUUCCAAUUCAGUUGACAAUUCCAAGACAGAUGAAGCAAAUGGCCUAAAAGAAGCCAAGUACCCAGGUGGUUAUGGUGGGUACCCCGGAGGAGGAUAUGGUGGUUAUCCCGGAGGGGGGUAUGGAGGGUAUCCUGGAGGAGGUUAUGGGGGAUACCCAGGUGGUGGAUAUGGGGGCUAUCCAGGAGGAAGGUAUGGUGGAUAUCCUGGGGGUAGAUAUGGAGGGUAUCCUGGGGGUGGCCGUGGUGGUUAUGGUGGAAAUUGCCACUUUGGUUGUUGCGGCCGAAACUAUUAUGGUGGGGGUUGCAGGUGCUGCUACUAUCCUGGUCAGGCUGUGGAUGCUGAGCCUCAGAACUAA
Messenger RNA from Coffea arabica (coffee), 472 nucleotides. RefSeq lists its product as uncharacterized. Lineage: Eukaryota; Viridiplantae; Streptophyta; Magnoliopsida; Gentianales; Rubiaceae. The record is from RefSeq and is a predicted model, not a curated record.